Folsomia candida is the source of this 4364-nucleotide messenger RNA. RefSeq names its product xylosyltransferase oxt (gene oxt). The record is from RefSeq and is a predicted model, not a curated record. Bases 634 to 3471 code for a protein of 945 amino acids. Gene Ontology annotation, biological process: chondroitin sulfate proteoglycan biosynthetic process; heparan sulfate proteoglycan biosynthetic process. NCBI's taxonomy places the organism in Eukaryota, Metazoa, Arthropoda, Collembola, Entomobryomorpha, Isotomidae. Gene Ontology annotation, cellular component: membrane. Gene Ontology annotation, molecular function: protein xylosyltransferase activity. The transcript has 20 exons.
AAAAUACACAAACACUUCUUCCUUCGAUCUUUUUUUAUUAUUUUUUUCCAGAAAUUUUGUAAAGAUGUAAAAAUAAUUAUUAAUUUUGAGUAACACAUAUACUUAAUUUGCAUAAUUUUUAUCGUCCAUUGUUCUUCAUUGUCUUCAUCAUUCUGACUGGAGCGGAUUCGCACAACAAUUGAUUCUCAGAUGAAGGAAGUAAACAAAUAAUAAAAUGAAGAAACACGUGCAAUUAAAUUUUGAAGUGUACUAAAAAGUAAUGGUUUAAUUAAACCAUUAAUUUGAGGAGGAGGAGGCCGACAAAAUAUAUUUAUUUUUCCGGUCUUGAGUUCCAACUUUCCAAUUUGGGGUGGUUAGUCGCUUAUCGGUUUACCAAGAGAGUCGAACGCUGGGAUAGGAAUGAGAAAAUCGCAUUAAGGUGGUGCGGAAUAAGAGGAGGAAUGUCAAAGCUGUCAUUUUGGAUCAUUUCUUUAACAGAUGCAAAACUUGAAUUUAUUUCGGAAUGAGACAAGUUCUGCAUUUUUACAUGUACAGUGUCUCCGUCGGUGAAGGUAUUUUUCGCCAAAGUGGUUCAGCCGUUGCACAUCCCUUAACGUGCAACUGCACCAUCCUCACUUCAUCUUCGCCACCGCAAUGAAAAGAAAGUCUUCAAAACCUGCUAAUUACGACAUCACAGCAAUGUCCGGAGGGACGGCGUCACGAAUGAGUUUGGAGCGUCACCGUCCCGGCCCUGCAAUUUGCCGAUUUUUUAUCAAGUAUCGAUGCUUCGUUGUCCCAAUUGGUCUGUUCAUGUUGGUGCAUUUGAUUCUGGCCGUCUGUCUAACAUAUCUUCAUUGUGCGGAAGACAUUAUUGAUGACCAUCAUGGGUUAAGGAGUACAAAGUCAAAUGCGACAUCACAUAGUUCGGCAACUUUAGAUUUAGAAAGUUUAGCUUUCAUACCUGAAUGCAACAUUACAUCACGGGAAGCAGUAUCAGCAAUCCAACGGGCGAAAACCCAACAAUGCAAAGAGCAACUGGCUACUACGGCGUGCAAAAUUGCAACGAAUACCUUGUAUCCGACGAGGUUAAGUCGGCAAUGUGCGAACAAUGAAACUGUUUUUGGAAAACGUGUUGGGUGCUUCCGAGAUAAUAAGAAACACAGAAUCCUUCCAGAUUCCUUCCUUAUCAUGAAGGAGAGAAAUUCUCCAUUAAAUUGUAUCGAAAUGUGCCUUCAAUCCGGUUUCCAAUAUGCCGGAGUACAAUACGGAGUUGAAUGUUUUUGUGGCAACUCUGAGCCGUCCUCCAAGGAAAUUCCUGUUACCGAAUGCAAUAUGAAAUGUCCAGAUUCAUCUCUUUCAAACUAUGAAUAUUGUGGGGGUUACUUUGCCAUUGAUAUUUUUGAAACUGGUAUUUCUCAAAGUCAAGACGGAAAAUCAAAUGUUAUUGGAUUGGAAGAUUACGAUCCAGAUUUGACAAUGGUUUCAAAACCUGCAAGGAUUGUUUUUUUCUUGACAUUAAAUGGUAGAUCGAUCAGACAAGUCUUUCGACUAAUUAAAGCGCUAUUUCAUGAAAAGCAUUACUUUUACAUCCACGUCGAUUCGAGGCAAGAUUACUUGUACCGAGAGCUCUUGUCUUUAUCGCACAAACUACCCAAUAAUUUCAAAUUCAUGACCAAACGCCGUGGCACAAUUUGGGGCGGUGCAAGUUUGCUGACUAUUCUUUUGGAAGGGAUGAGAGACCUCGUAGUGAACCACAAAGACUGGGAGUGGGACUAUGUCAUUAAUUUAAGUGAAUCGGAUUUCCCGUUAAAGACGACAAGCAAGCUGGAGUACUUUUUAAGCAUAAAUAAUGGAAAGAAUUUUUUGAAAAGUCAUGGCAGAGAUGUUCAAAAAUUUAUUCAGAAGCAAGGGCUGGAUAAAACAUUUGACGAGUGUGAGUACCGCAUGUGGAGAGUCGGGGAUAGAAAAUUGCCCACUGGAAUCCUGAUGGACGGAGGUAGUGACUGGAUUGCCCUCCAUCGAGAUUUUGUGAAAUACACGGUUGAAUCGGAAGAUGAAUUGGUAGCCGGACUGAAAAUUGUUUUCAAACACACUCUUCUACCUGCUGAAAGUUUCUUCCACAUUUUGCUAAGAAAUUCUGAAAUGUGCGACACUUUUGUUGAUAAUAAUUUGCAUGUGACAAACUGGAGACGAAAACUUGGGUGUAAAUGUCAAUAUCGGAAUAUAGUUGACUGGUGUGGAUGUUCACCGAACGAUUUUCGACUCGCAGAUUGGAGUAGACUUCAGCUUACAGACGCUCGGCUCUUAUUUUUUGGGAGAAAGUUUGAACCCAUCGUAAACCAAGGGAUAAUUAAUCAACUCGAAGGCUGGUUGUAUCCAGAACGAUUUGAGAAGAAUUAUCCAACCAUGGACCGAUUUUGGCUCAGUUUGUACCAUCAUCAUGACCUAUCACCGAAACCUGAUGAUGCUACAGUCACUUUGGGACAAUCUUUGAGUAGAAUUUCUGCCAAGCGUUUUCUGCUCCGAUGUUUUCCGUCAUUGUCAUCAGAAGAUCCCAGUUUGGAUAGGAAUAUCUUUUCCACGUUCGGAAUUGACCUGAUUGAAAUAACGGCAUAUAACCAUGAAGAUCAACUGGAAGGAAUUUUAGCAAAGUUUCAUGCAACAACUGUGGAUGAGCAUGGAGAAGAGUUGGCAUUUGGUUUGGAGGCUUGGUUCAGGCAGGAAACGAAUGUUGAGGCUGGUGCAGUAAAUCGUAGAACGUUGGAAUUUCAAAAUAAAUUACAGGGUUUGAAAGUUGGGAGCGAUUACGAGCAGAAGGAACAGAUUUUUCGAAAUUUUGCUGGAGCCCUGGGACCUUUUAGCGAGCCUACUUUAACGUACAGUGUCAACACUGAUGAAACUUUUAACAUUUCUGUUGCUUGGAUUGAUCCUCACAACGUAGUUCGCUCUGUUACCAAUGUUUCUGCGUCUGAUGGAUCAACGGCAAAUUUCAUAAAACCGACACUGAAGCAUCCGUUAGUCCCCGGAACUUGGACGGUAAAAAUAUUUACUGUGGACCGAGACUUACUCUAUAGGGUGAAGUUUUUGGUUUUGCCGUUAGAAAUUUAUCAGGGAGACAUAAUAUCACUUUCAGAUAGGAGAUUUGUAAAUUCAGAAGAGUUCGAUGAAUCUGAUAUGCGCGGAACUCUUACUUCUUCUAGUCAUGAUUUGCAAUUAAAAAUUGAUGAUCUUACUUCGAGGAAAUAUACACUUCAAGAUUUUUGUUUGGAGAAACGCGUCGAUUAUAAAACUCUGUCAAGCUGGAAGUUAAAAAUUAGUGACUCUACUGGAGAUUUUAAGAAUCAGUACGAAUCCCACGAAAAAGAAAUGCAGGAUUCUUUUGAAAAUCUGGAAACGUCACUCUGCUCCCAUACGCAGUGGAGCUCUUUUUAUCCCGACCCCAAAUCCACCAUUACUGGAAUUGACCCACACACUGGACUUUUGAUGCCAUAGAAUGAUGAGAGAUUGCAACGCAAUAAUUGAUGCAAUAUUAUGCAAAACUGACUUAGACUUUAUUAUUCUUACUCCAAUUUAAUUCCUCGAGCUUCUGUGUUUUAAACUUGACGACUCCGAGUGCUUCCGUUUUUAGUUUAUUCCUUGCAUUGAUAUUAUUAUAAGCUGUUUAUGCAUUGAUAUUAUUAUAAGCUGUUUAUGCAUUGAUAUUGAAGUGUCAUAAUAAUUUAUAGAAUAACAUAAUAACCUAAAACUUAACCAUCUUGUUCAUUGAACGGUUCAGUACAAACUGAAAACCAUAAUUUUGUGAUGCAAUAUGAUCUGAUCCAGCCCAACCAAAGUAUGUAAAAGGAUUGAGACAGUUUUUUUGAUUCGUGCCAAGUAAAAUUUGUUAUGUGAUUUUCUGCAGUUUGUUUGAGGUAUGAGUUUUAUAACCGCAAGUUAAGUUUCCAUUUUACAACAAGGACGCAUAAUAAUUUACAACAAUUAUCGAGAAUUUUCUUUGUUACCCAAUGUUAUUUAUGACUUACAGACUCAUUUGUACUUACCUACCAAGAAAUUGGUAUACAUCUAAUUGAAAGGAGAAGUAUAGGUAUGAAGGAGUUUUAGUAUGAAUAAUACAAUUUAGUGAUAUUACAUAGAAUAAUAGAAUCGCGAUAUAAUCGAAGCGAAUCCUGCCUAACCAACUGGAACUAACUACCUAACUACCUACCCCUCGACCUAAAGCAAUAGGUAAAGUUGAUGACGACGACGACUUUGUAGAUAUAGAAGUCUUAUCAUCAUAGUACCUUUAAAAUUGUCUUUCCUUUAUUGUUAACCAUACAUAUUUACUUGUAGAGCUUUGUAGAUCCAGUGAGCUAAAAAUGCUGAAAAUAAAUAAAAGAUUAAAAACA